Molecule: messenger RNA, 1356 nt
Organism: Suillus clintonianus
Lineage: Eukaryota; Fungi; Basidiomycota; Agaricomycetes; Boletales; Suillaceae
Product: aspartic peptidase domain-containing protein
Exons: 6
Coding region: 1-1356 (451 amino acids)
Biological process (GO): proteolysis
Molecular function (GO): aspartic-type endopeptidase activity
Source: RefSeq, a predicted model, not a curated record
AUGGUUCGUUUAGCGUGCGCGAGGGUUUUCACAGUGCUCGUUAUUAUUGUCCAUGCUGCUGAAAGUCAGACAUGGGUCAGUCUGCCGAUGAACGUUCCGCAAAAUCUAUCGGACCUGGUCUUCGAUGGUCCCACAGUCCCAACACUUUUCGGAACUCCCCCACAAGUGAUUAAUUCCACCCUUGAUUUGAAUACAGCCAAGCUAGCCGUGUACUCAUCGGACUGCGUUUUAUGUGCCGGCAACACGUCCUUCGAUGUUUCCAUGUCAUCGACUGCGAAGCCCCUCAAUUAUUCGUGGCCCUAUUCAACGCAGGCUUACAGCGGUAAUAUGUAUAGCGACACUUUUGGAUUUGGCGGCCUUCUUCAAGUGGCUGACACUCCGUUCGGCUUGAUUGAGACUGGUGGUGAUCCCGCUCUUGCAUACAUGUUGUACAAUGGCCGCCUGGGCCUUUUCCCGGACCCUCUCGACGCCACCGCAGCGUCGCGACAUUUUCUCUUACAAAUGUACCAGUCGGGCCAACUGUUAAAUCCGGUCGUGGGGAUGCGCUUUGACCCAAUAAAUCCCAAAAUCACUAUCGGUGCUUUGGAUCCCAACGAUUAUCAAGGCCACAUCAAUUGGGUGCCGUUGACAACUCCCAAUGCUACAUGGACGUUCCAGAACACAUUCAUGAUUGAUGGCUUGAAGGGGUACAAUGGAUCUUUCCUCCCUGAGAGCGAAAACUUGCUUGCGGUCCUUGAUUCGCUGUGGACUGGAAUCUCGAUGCCAAACGUUGAUACAUACGUGAAAAAUCAAGGCUUUGCUGGAAAUGUGCAUUAUAACCUCAAUUACAAGACCGGUGUUGCAUCGUACGUGUGCAACUCGACUGUCAAGCCCUACGUGGCUCUCACGGCCACUAUCAACGGAGUCGAUUACCCAAUGGACUCUCUUAACAACUUGUUACGACCUCUAGCAUCGAAUAUAGCUCCUGCAGGGUGUUGCCCAAUAGCCCCGACGAACAGAUCUGCUACCUUGCCAAACCUAAAUUUCGGAUUGCCAUUCCUUCGCAGCAUCUACCUAUUCCCAACUAACGGCUGCCCUGGCUUCUACGGCUUUGCCUUUCCUUCCGGUGAUGUGAACCGCACCGCUGCACAAAUAUCACAAACACCAACAACUACGCCUACGAACAGCGCACAGUGCCUCGCACUCAUCUCACCAACCUCAACGCCGACACCGUCAUUUGUGACUGCUCAACAAAUGCUUUUCUCUACCAAGAAGUACAGCGUGUAUGGCAGUCCACAGAACAUGUCAGUGCCUCUGAUGGGGGUUGAGAACUUCCCGGCAAUGGUGUGGAACUCGAGCUUGGGUAACUCGGGUUGA